Messenger RNA from Aspergillus ibericus CBS 121593, 1038 nucleotides. RefSeq lists its product as uncharacterized. The coding region runs from base 210 to 908 and encodes 232 amino acids. Lineage: Eukaryota; Fungi; Ascomycota; Eurotiomycetes; Eurotiales; Aspergillaceae. The transcript has a single exon. The record is from RefSeq and is a predicted model, not a curated record.
AGCUGCACUCUGCAAGCUCUUCUUGCGGGGAGACGACACCUCCUCCACUGAUAGUCCGGCUGAUUAUCUACGGGACCCCCAUUUCUCCGGCGACAACAUGCUGGCGGGAGGGAUAUAAAAUCUGGCCAGGAUCCGGGUCAGAUGCCUCGAUCAUCACCAGCAUCUCUUUCUUUCUCUGCAGGAUAUCUCUUCCGUCCUAGUCAAUCAACAUGUGGCCCCGUUCCUCUCCGUCCCUUGUGGCGGCUACCACCCUCCUAGCCUCCAUGCCCUCAGUCCUGGCGACCUCGGCCUCCUGCAAUUCCACCGCCCUCAACACCACCUUGGGCCUGUAUCCGAUCACGGUGGAAAACACCACGGUGUUCGAUGUCGCCAAGGCCACUAACCGGGGGGUCUGCGACAUCGGCCGUUACAACCUGAUGGCCGAUGUGACGAUCAUUCCCAACGUGGGCCAAACCUUGGUCAUCCCGCCUGAGGUCUGCGAUCCCGAUAAUGAGACCUGUCUGCUGCCCAACGUCACCCGCACCCAGACCUGCAUCAACGGGGGGCCUCGUCUCUACUACACGGUGAACGGAGACACGCUGGACAUUGUCGCCCGGCGACUGAACAUCACGACCGCGUCCCUCAUGAGUGACGACACCGCCUACACGGCCGACGAGGUGCUCGCGCCGGGCCAAUUCCUCAAGGUGCCGUUGUGCUCCCCGAGCGAGUGCACGAUCAAGCCGUUUACGUUAGAAUUUGGCGUGUACAAGGACAUUGCGGAUGAGUACGAUACCACGGUGGGACAGAUCAUGAUGCUCAGUCCGACCUACAACUAUAGUACGGCGCUCUUGGAGGGCAAGGGGCGCCCGUCGCUGGACCUUCCAUUCAACUGUGCUGCGACGUCGACGAACAUUACGGUGCUGUCGUGAGGGAUUUAGCUGAGCUGGAUGUGCUUGGAAAUGCUUCGGGUUACUUGUGUAUCAAAACUACAUCUACAAUGAGACACUAGAGAUGACUGCAUUAGGUACUAUCAAUUGACAAUCUUUUCACAUCCCUCUA